Molecule: messenger RNA, 909 nt
Organism: Kalmanozyma brasiliensis GHG001
Lineage: Eukaryota; Fungi; Basidiomycota; Ustilaginomycetes; Ustilaginales
Product: GNS1/SUR4 membrane protein
Exons: 2
Coding region: 1-909 (302 amino acids)
Biological process (GO): very long-chain fatty acid biosynthetic process; sphingolipid biosynthetic process; fatty acid elongation, polyunsaturated fatty acid
Cellular component (GO): endoplasmic reticulum membrane
Molecular function (GO): fatty acid elongase activity
Source: RefSeq, a predicted model, not a curated record
AUGGUCUCGAGCGUGAUCUACGACACGGUCGUGGCCGCCAUCCCGGCCCACAUCAAGGCGCAGACCCCCGUCCAUCUCUUGGCAUGGAUCCCGGGCAAGUCGCCACUCUCGACGGUGCCUUCCAUCGUUGCCGCCGUCAUCACUUAUCUCGCCGUCAUCUUCGGUGGUCGCGAACUCAUGAAGAACCGCGCUCCUUUGACCACCAGCAUCAAACUGCCUUUCCUGGUGCACAACCUCGCGCUCACCUUCGGAUCGGGUCUCCUGCUCGCGCUCAUGCUCGAAGAGGUCGUUCCCAUCGUUCGUCGCAACGGCCUCUUCUACGGUAUCUGCGGUGAGGGCGCCUGGACCAUGAAGCUCGAGACCUACUACAUGAUCAACUACUACUUCAAGUACUGGGAGCUCGUCGACACGGUCUUCCUCGUCCUCAAAAAGAAGCCUCUCCAGUUCCUCCACGUUUACCACCACUCGGCUACCGCCGUGCUCUGCUUUUCGCAGCUCCACGGAAAGACGUCGGUCUCGUGGGUCGUCAUUUGCCUCAACCUCGCCGUACACGUCUUGAUGUACUUCUACUACGCCCUCACAUCGCUCAAGAUCCCGUGCCCAUGGAAGAAGUCGGUCACCACAGCGCAGAUCACCCAGUUUGUCAUCGACCUGGUGGUUGUAUACUAUGCAGCUUACUCCUAUUUCGCAUCGACCUAUGCUCCUCAUCUUCCUCACCACGGCACUUGCGCGGGCAAGGAGCACGCCGCUGUCUCAGGAAUCGUGUGCCUUACUAGCUACCUGUUCCUCUUCAUCGCCUUCUACCAGAGGACUUAUGCCAAGGACAAGGCUCGUAGGGCGGCUGCGGCUAAGCAGAACGGCCAGGCGAACGGUAAGGCCAACAAAAAGGUCAACGGCAAGGCACGCUAA